This is a messenger RNA of Lagenorhynchus albirostris (white-beaked dolphin), 2938 nucleotides long. It is a transcript of the gene TEX30, whose product is annotated as testis expressed 30. Lineage: Eukaryota; Metazoa; Chordata; Mammalia; Artiodactyla; Delphinidae. The record is from RefSeq and is a predicted model, not a curated record. The transcript is spliced from 6 exons. The coding region runs from base 1961 to 2638 and encodes 225 amino acids.
CUCUCAAGGCUGGCGUCUAGCCCCGCGAUUUCCAGCGUCCCGCUUCGACGCGGUGGAUGAGGCGCGGGCGUUUUGCCCGUGGACGGCUACGGGAGGGGUGGCAUCUGACCCCCGGCAUCAGAUGUGAUCGCCGUCGCCUCGUGGGCGUGAAAACGCUCGCGACGUGGGCACGCGACUCCAUGCGAUGAACCUUCGCAGCCUCCCCGAGGUUGGUUGGUGGCGUCGGCCGCCUUUGCAGCUGAGACGCUGCCCCGUCUGACCCCCAGAGCCCGGCAUGCUGACAGCCUGGACGGUCUAGGCCAGGUUGGGGUUACAUCCUGCAGCUGUUUCGCUGUUUCCCGAGUAGCCCAGCUUGCGCGCACCGUUGCGGGAGGACAGACUGUGCGUGCACCGUGAAGUCUGGAAGGGAGGGGCGUUUUCCAGAAAAAGGGCAGCGGCAGCGCAAAAAGCCAAACGCCCACGGCCGGCAGAGGGAUAGCAGAGCACUCUAGGUUAAGAGGGUGGGUUGAAUACGUGUGUACCUAAUUUCCCCCCCUCCUGAAAUCUCACUAAAAGUACAGCAAAGGGAUUUUCAAAAAGGCGCACACCCACAAGGAUGAAGAAAAUGCGACAGGAAACAACAGCAAUAAGAUACUGGGCUCCAGAAAGCCCAAGCCUUAGCAGAUCAGCUUAAUUCUAAACCAGCAGCAGGGAGUGCUGGGGGAACAGUUCUAUGUCAGAAACAGAGUCUUCGAAAUGUGCAGAAGGUGGCAGCGAAAGGAAUGGCGCUGGGGAUGGAUGUGGAGGGCUGUACCUCGGUGAAACGCGCCGGAGAAGUAGGUAGACCGCCGGCGCUCUCUCCCCGUGUCACAUCGUUGGAUUCUGCUUCUCUCCCAUUAGAAGACUGGAGGCUGGUCUCUUGAGAACGUAAAGCAGGAUCUUUGAACCAGGGGACCCCGGGCACAGUUACUAGGCUCCCUUUAUGAAAACAGGGACAAUGAAGAUUGAAGUCCAUCAUCCCCCAGUUUAAACCCCAGAACUUUCUGCAGCCAGUCUGAUACCCUUCAGGCUCAAAUAUGAGAAUUCUGCACACGCGCACACACGUGCGUGCACACACACACACACAUAAAGGGAAAGAUAUACACAGUAAGUUAGUCACAGUGGUUGCUUCUGGGAAGGGAAAGGAACAUUGUGGCUGGGGGAAAAAUGGGAGGAGACUUAACUACUGUUAACUGUUUUAAAAUUGUGUACCAUGUGCGUAUGUUACCUAUUCAAAAAUGAAAUGUAUUUCUUAAAAAAUAAUUGUAAGUGAAUACACCCUUUGACACAGGAAUUUCUCUUACAGAUAUGUCUACACACAUGUGAAAAUAAUGUUAAGUACAGUGCCACUCAUUGCAAUAUGGUUUUAGCAAAAGAUUGGAAACAAUCUCAUUUUAAUUGAUAGAUGGUUGGUAAAAUAAUGUACAACGCUUCCUUGGAAUAUUCUAUAGCCAUAAAAAAAACAAGAAGCUUGUUGUAUAAGGAAAUGAGUAAUCACCAAGAUACAUAUGGGGGGGGUUCAGAAAAGUAGGUCACCAGUUUAUAAAAAGCAAAAGAUGUGUGUGUCUGUAGGUAUAUAUAUAAAAUAUCUGAAAGAUAGCAGAAUAUUGGUUGCCUUUGAAGAGAGGAUCUGGAUGGUAAGGCAAAAGUGGAAUGAGGGAGAGACUUUCCACUGUAUAUUUUUGUACCUUUUUAACUUUGGACCAUGUUAUUAUCUAUUCAGUGAAUGAAUUAGUAAAUGUUAAUGGGAAAAAAGAUGAACAAUGGAGAUCCUGACGUUGAUGAUAUCCUGAACAAUAAAAGAUCUCAUACUAUAGGAAGGAAUGCUGCAUAACAACCCUGAAAUCUCUGGCUCCCUGCAUUUCAUGCUCUUGGUUCUUCAGGGAGAUGUCCUUUGCUUCUCAGAUGUAAUGCACUUUAAGUUUGUUAUUCAACAGUGAAAAUGAGUCAUACAGAGGUUAAAUUAAAAAUACCUUUUGGAAAUAAAUUACUAGAUGCUGUUUGUUUGGUACCUAACAAGAGCUUAACAUAUGGAAUAAUUCUUACACAUGGAGCAUCAGGAGAUAUGAAUCUUCCUCAUUUGAUGUCACUGGCAUCCCAUCUUGCAUCUCAUGGUUUUUUUAGCCUGAGAUUUACCUGUAAAGGCCUUAAUAUUGUACAUAGAAUUAAGGCAUAUAAAUCAGUUUUGAAUUACCUAAAGACCUCAGGAGAAUACAAACUUGCAGGUGUUUUCCUUGGAGGUCGUUCAAUGGGCUCAAGAGCAGCUGCUUCUGUAAUGUGUCAUACUGAGCCAGAUGAUGCUGAUGAUUUUGUUCGAGGUCUCAUUUGUAUUUCCUAUCCACUGCACCAUCCAAAGCAGCAGCAUAAACUUAGAGAUGAAGAUCUCUUUCGUAUAAAAGAUCCUGUACUGUUUGUGUCAGGCUCAGCAGAUGAAAUGUGUGAAAAGAACUUGUUGGAGAAAGUGGCACAGAAAAUGCAAGCUCCUAAUAAAAUCCACUGGAUUGAGAAAGCGAGUCAUUCCAUGGCAGUGAAAGGACGGUCAACAAAUGAUGUUUUCAAAGAAAUAAAUACACAGAUUUUGUUUUGGAUCCAGGAAAUCACUGAAAUGGACAAGAAAUAAUUGUCUGUAGUUACAAGCUAUGUUAUUUUGAAUACAAAUACAGUUAAUUUGUUAAAGAACAACAUACCUCUCGGCAUUAUGAGAUACAUUUCAGACUAAUUUAAUGUACUUUAAUGUUCUCCCAUUUUUAAAACACAUUUUAAUUGUGAAAUUAAUGCCCUUUACAAAGUGUCUUUUGAAAGCACUGUUAUAGUUGUAUAAAGAUGAUGUACAAAUAUUGAAGGUGGUCUAAAUAUAAUUUAUUUUCUUUAAUAUAGUUAAGUUUUGAAAAAUUAAACAUUGAAUUUUGUUACAACAGAA